CUAGUAAAAGCUUUUCUCCUUUUUUUCUCUCUCUUCAUUCAAUCUUCCGAUCUUAGGAAGAAAAUAGCAAAUCCUCUGAAUAUAUUUCUGUUCGAUUCAAAUUUGAUUUGAGAAAAUCUUCAUUCAGAUUCAUUGUGCUUGUGGAUGUUGUUCAUAUUUUUGUUUGUUUGGGGGUUUGGGGGAUUUUGAUUUGAUAUACAAAUGCAUUGGUCUCGGAAGGGACCAGUUUCUAUAUCAUUUGAUUGUAUUGUUGUUGGAUCUGAUGAUGAGAAGAAGAAUAUAUUUGGAUUGUUCAAGAAUUUCUGAAGAGAAUAGUAAUAAUAUUAAUCCAGCAGGACGUUGUGGCGUCGUAGUCGGCGGUGUGUUGUCAUAUAGAGUUGUGGUGGAUUGGAAUUGGGAUUGGGAUUGGGUGGAGGAAGAUGCAGCUGCACUUCUCACCUAGUAUGAGAAGUGUAACGAUAUCGAGCAGCAGCAAUGGAGGAUAUGGUGAUUUGAUGAAGAUCAAAGUCGCAGCUCGCCACUUUUCCUACCGAAAUGUUUUUCAUACCAUACUUAUCCUAGCUUUCUUUUUGCCCUUUGUCUUCAUUCUCACUGCUGUUGUUACCCUUGAAGGUGUCAAUAAGUGCUCUUCCAUUGAUUGUUUAGGUAGACGAUUAGGACCAUCGCUUUUAGGACGAACUGAUGAUACAGGGAAGCUGGUCAAGGAUUUUGUUAAGAUCCUCAAUCAAGUGAACACUGAGGAAGUGCCUGCUGGCCUGAAGCUCCCAGAGUCCUUUAGUCAACUUGUUGCUGAAAUGAAAAAUAACAAGUACAGCGCAAAAGAAUUUGCUUUGGUUCUAAAGGGAAUGAUGGAGAAAUCUGAAAGAGAGAUUAGGGAAUCAAAGUUUGCAGAGCUGACGAAUAAACACUUUGCUGCAAGUGCAAUUCCCAAAGGCAUUCAUUGUCUUUCGCUGCGGUUGACUGAUGAGUACUCCUCGAAUGCUCAUGCACGCAGACAGUUGCCUUCACCAGAGCUACUCCCUCUGCUAUCUGACAAUUCAUUGCAACACUUUGUAGUGGCCACUGACAACAUCCUGGCUGCCUCAGUUGUGGUAAAUUCUGCUGUGCAGUCAACUCUGAAGCCUGAAAAGAUUGUUUUCCAUGUCAUCACCGACAAGAAAACAUAUGCAGGCAUGCACUCAUGGUUUGCUCUGAAUCCUGUCACUCCUGCUCUUGUGGAGGUUAAAGGUGUUCAUCAGUUUGACUGGUUGACAAGAGAAAAUGUUCCCGUGCUUGAAGCUGUUGAGAGCCAUAAUGUUAUUCGUAAAUACUACCAUGGAAAUCAUGUUACAGGUGCCAAUCUCAGUGAUACAACUCCGCGAUCUUUUGCAUCCAAGUUGCAGGCUAGAAGUCCAAAGUAUAUCUCUUUGCUGAAUCAUCUUCGCAUAUAUUUGCCAGAGCUCUUCCCAAACCUUGACAAAGUGGUUUUCUUAGACGAUGAUAUUGUAAUUCAGAGAGAUUUAUCUCCAUUGUGGGACAUCGACCUUAGUGGUAAGGUCAAUGGAGCAGUUGAGACUUGUAAAGGUGAAGACGAGUGGGUGAUGUCUAAGCGAUUCAGAAAUUACUUCAACUUUUCUCAUCCCCUAAUAGCAAAGAAUUUGAAUCCGGAAAACUGUGCAUGGGCUUAUGGGAUGAAUAUCUUCGAUUUACGUGCAUGGAGGAAGACGAAUAUUACAAAUACUUAUCAUGCAUGGCUUAAAGAGAAUCUGAAGUCAAACUUGACAAUGUGGAAGCUUGGAACAUUACCUCCUGCUUUGAUUGCAUUCAAGGGUCAUGUUCACCCCAUUGACGCCUCAUGGCACAUGCUUGGCUUGGGAUAUCAGAGUAAGACCAAUAUCGACAAUGUGAAGAAGGCUGCUGUGAUUCAUUACAAUGGCCAGUCCAAACCCUGGCUCGAGAUAGGCUUUGAGCAUCUCCGUCCUUUUUGGACCAAGUUUGUUAACAGCUCCAAUGAUUUUAUCAGUAAUUGCCACAUACUGGAGUAGUCAACAGAUUUUCCAUCAAGG
Molecule: messenger RNA, 2045 nt
Organism: Solanum verrucosum
Lineage: Eukaryota; Viridiplantae; Streptophyta; Magnoliopsida; Solanales; Solanaceae
Product: probable galacturonosyltransferase 14
Exons: 6
Coding region: 420-2024 (534 amino acids)
Molecular function (GO): polygalacturonate 4-alpha-galacturonosyltransferase activity
Source: RefSeq, a predicted model, not a curated record